Molecule: messenger RNA, 3779 nt
Organism: Chlorocebus sabaeus (green monkey)
Lineage: Eukaryota; Metazoa; Chordata; Mammalia; Primates; Cercopithecidae
Gene: OLFML2B
Product: olfactomedin like 2B
Biological process (GO): signal transduction
Source: RefSeq, a predicted model, not a curated record
CACAACUCAGGAUACACUCCAGAAAGGAAUUCAAUGAUUCUCCUCUGGGUGGAAGUAUUACUAGGUUCUAAAGCCGUGGCAGGCAAGCAGCUACCAACGGCGCUAAGUUCAAAGCUGCCCGAGAACUCGCCCAGAGUUAAGUAAGGGAAAAGAAAUGCCUGGGAACAAACGCGCCUUCUUCCUUGCCCCAGGUGUGCAAAAGGAGGAUGCCGCAGAUCUCCAACUGACUCGGGAUUGGAGCGAGGGCUGGGUGCCUGCGAUGGAAAGUCGCUCUUCUAGGCGAGAAUGGGCAAACCCCCAGACUUCAGGGAGGCCGCUCAGGGUAACUUCUCUCCACUCACUUGCGAUCAGAUGAAAGGAAAGAAAAGCCCUUCCGACGUCACCCCCAGCCGGCGCGCGGCAGCUGAGCCCCAGCGGGGGCGGGGUCCGCCGGGUUCCCCUCCGCCCGAGUCCCCCUCCGCCCGAGUCCCCCUCCGCCCGAGUCCCCCUCCGCCCGAGUCCUGUGCGCUUCCCGGUUCUCCUCCUCCGCGCGGUCACUGGCUGCAUCUCCGCCGCCCCGGCACAAUAGAGGCUCCGCCCUCCUUCCGCGCGAGCUCUCCGCGGCUCCCUAGCCCAGCAGCCUUCGCAACCCGCGCCGCCACCGCCUCUGCCCGCCCGGUGCCAGGUCCCUGUGCUCCCCGAGGCUCCCCGCCGACCGUCCCGGCGCGCACCGCGGGCGUCUGUCCGAACGCCUUCCAGCCACCUGAGCCCUCCUGCGGGCGACGCACUCAGCUAGCCCUUGCCCGCCUCCCCUCUUCCCUGCGUCCGACUCUCCACUGGGGCUGCACAGUCGAGGGCUGCUCGCGUCGGGAAGGAGAUGCCCAGAGUCUCUGGGGCGCACCCUCCCGUUCCGCUCAGUCGCACCCAGCUUUAGAAGGUGCUCUGAGCAGCCACUUUCGGCCUCUAGCUAGGACACCCUGUCGCAGAAGUCCUUGCCGAGACCCCCCGCCCCAGCCAUUCUCUGAAGGGGCUGAGGACCCUCUUAUCCCGCCCCUCAUGGCCAAGCCUCGGCUGCUAGUUCUCUACUUCGUUCUGAUUGUGAUUCCGGCCUGGGUGUCCAGCAUUGUCCCCACAGGGACAAGCGAGCCCCCAGAUGCGCAAACAGUGGCGCCUACGGAGGAUGAGACUCUGCAAAACGAGGCGGACAACCAGGAGAACGUUUUAUCUCAGUUGCUGGGGGACUAUGACAAGGUCAAGGCUAUGUCUGAGGGCUCGGACUGUCAGUGCAAGUGUGUGGUGAGACCCCUGGGCCGGGAUGCCUGCCAGAGGAUCAAUGCGGGGGCCUCCAGGAAGGAAGACUUCUACACCGUGGAAACCAUCACCUCAGGCUCAUCCUGCAAGUGUGCCUGUGUCGCACCCCCAUCUGCCCUCAAUCCCUGCGAGGGAGACUUCAGGCUCCAGAAGCUGCGGGAGGUGGACAGCCAGGACUUGAAGCUCUCCACAAUCAUAGACAUGUUGGAAGGAGCGUUCUAUGGCCUGGAUCUCCUGAAGCUACAUUCAGUCACCACCAAACUGGUGGGGCGAGUGGAUAAACUGGAAGAGGAAGUUUCUAAAAACCUCACCAAGGAAAACGAACAAAUCAAAGAGGACAUGGAAGAAAUUCAAACUGAGAUAAAUAAGCGAGGCAAAGAAAACUGCUCUGAAAACAUCCUAGAUAGCAUGCCAGACAUCCGCUCAGACCUGCAGAGGGAUGCGGCGGCAGCCUACGCCCACCCAGAGGAGCAGUAUGAAGAGCAGUUUCUGCAGGAAGAAACCGUGUCCCAGCAGAUCAACUCCAUCGAGCUUCUGCAGAAGCAACCCCUGGCUCCGCCUGAGGUGGUGAGGUCACAGCGGCCCCUGCAGAGGCAGGUUCACCUGAGAGGCCGGCCGGCCUCCCAGCCCACCGUCAUCCGGGGCAUCACCUACUAUAAAGCCAAGGUCUCUGAAGAAGAGAAUGACAUUGAAGAGCAGCAAGAUGAGUUUUUCAGCGGUGACAAUGGAGUGGAUUUGCUGAUUGAAGAUCAGCUCCUGAGACACAAUGACCUGAUGACCAGUGCCACCCAGAGGCCCACAGCCACCCAUCAGGGACACAGCACUGCUGUGACAACCGACCUGAACGCUCGGAUCGUACCCUGGUCCUCGGCCCUGCCAGAGCCCUCAACCUCAGCUCCUAGCAUUGCCAACCGUGCCUCAGUGGAACCACUCUCAGCAACAUUCCAAACAACCUCGGUGUCUCCAGAUCCCACGAGGGAGUCAGUCCUGCAGCCUUCUCCUCAGGUGCCAGCCACCACCGUGGCCCACACAGCCACCCAGCAACCAGCAGCCCCAGCUCCUCCGGCAGUGUCUCCCAGGGAGGCAUUGAUGGCAGCUGUGCACACAGUCCCAGUGCCUCCCACCACAGUCAGAACAGACUCGCUGGGGAAAGAUGCUCCUGCUGGGCAGGGAACAACCCCUGCCAGCCCCACGCUGAGCCCCGAAGAAGAAGAUGACAUCCGGAAUGUCAUAGGAAGGUGCAAGGACACUCUCUCCACAAUCACGGGGCCAACCACCCAGAACACAUACGGGCGGAAUGAAGGGGCCUGGAUGAAGGACCCCCUGGCCAAGGAUGAGCGGAUUUACGUAACCAACUAUUACUACGGCAACACCCUGGUAGAGUUCCGGAACCUGGAGAACUUCAAACAAGGUCGCUGGAGCAAUUCCUACAAGCUCCCGUACAGCUGGAUCGGUACAGGCCACGUGGUAUACAAUGGCGCCUUCUACUACAAUCGCGCCUUCACCCGCAACAUCAUCAAGUACGACCUGAAGCAGCGCUACGUGGCUGCCUGGGCCAUGCUGCAUGAUGUGGCCUACGAGGAGGCCACCCCCUGGCGAUGGCAGGGACACUCAGACGUGGACUUUGCUGUGGACGAGAAUGGCCUAUGGCUCAUCUACCCGGCCCUGGACGACGAGGGCUUCAGCCAGGAGGUCAUUGUCCUGAGCAAGCUCAAUGCCGCGGACCUGAGCACACAGAAAGAGACCACAUGGCGCACGGGGCUCCGGAGGAAUUUCUAUGGCAACUGCUUCGUCAUCUGCGGGGUGCUGUACGCUGUGGACAGCUACAACCAGCGGAACGCCAACAUCUCCUACGCCUUCGACACCCACACCAACACACAGAUCGUCCCCAGGCUGCUGUUUGAGAAUGAGUAUUCCUAUACAACCCAGAUAGACUACAACCCCAAGGACCGCCUGCUCUAUGCCUGGGACAAUGGCCACCAGGUCACCUACCACGUCAUCUUUGCCUACUGACACCCUUGUCCCCAUAAGCAGAAGCACAGAGGGGUCACUAGCACCUUGUGUGUAUGUGUGUGUGCGCACGUGUGUGUAGGUGGGUAUGUGUUGUUUAAAAAUAUAUAUUAUUUUGUAUAAUAUUGCAAAUGUAAAAUGACAGUUUCGGUAUAUUUUUUUAUAUGGAUUGUAGAUCAAUCCAUACGUGUAUGUGCUGGUCUCAUCCUCCCCAGUUUAUAUUUUUGUGCAAGUGAACUUCUCCUUUUGACCAGUAACCACCUUCCUUCAGGCCUUCAGCCCCUCCAGCUCCAAGUCUCAGAUCUUGCCCAUUGAAAAGGUUUCAUCUGGGUCUUGCAGGAGGCAGACAACACUAGGAGCAGAAGUGAAAGAGGCAAGAAAGAAGUGCUGUGUGGCGGGAAAAAAGUUUUAAUGUAUUGGAGAAGUUCUAAAAACCCAGAAAAAUGCUUUUUUUUAAAUAAAGAAGAAAUUUAAAAUCA